This is a messenger RNA of Xenopus laevis (African clawed frog), 1706 nucleotides long. It is a transcript of the gene spo11.L, whose product is annotated as SPO11 meiotic protein covalently bound to DSB L homeolog. The record is from RefSeq and is a predicted model, not a curated record. The transcript has 14 exons. Bases 452 to 1525 code for a protein of 357 amino acids. Lineage: Eukaryota; Metazoa; Chordata; Amphibia; Anura; Pipidae.
CUUUUCCCACUCUCACUCUCCCUCACUGCACCAAGAGUUAAACCCCGCCCUCCCACAGCAGUGCUUCUGUGUGAGGAAGAAGGGGUUUAGUGAGAUUUCUGCAGUAAGACCUAGACCUAAAGAAGAAUAAUAGACCAAAAACUGGGACAGGAAUGGACCUUAUGCUGAGCCCAGACUUUUUCCAGUGUGUAGAACGACAUCGCGCAUCUCUGUUGCAGAAGUUGCAAGAGAAUGGGGAGCAAAGCUCUAGGGUGCAAGAAGAAGCACAGGAAAGUAUAACCAGGCAAGAUAAAAUCGAUCCCAUCUUUUUGUCUAUAUUUAUGUUGGCAGAGGUGAUCUUUAUGAUUAUCAUGCAAGGAACACUCAGCACAGCAACUUGUGAGAAGAUUUACUUGCAGAGACAUCCCUUGUAACCUCUAAAUGCCAGUCUGCGACCAUCUGCUUAAGUGUUAUGCAUUGUGUCAGUUCUCAGGUUCUUGCUGCAAUUGAACGUAUAAUCCAGGGAAUAAUGGAAAGUCUGUCUAGAAAUGAAGCUCCUGUUCUGACCCUGGACAACAGGUCGAACUGGGCUAACAUAGAGUUUAACCAUACAGUGGGGUUGCAGAUGGCAAAACAUUGUACUACCAGAAAAGUAAGGAGUGACUGUGCCAAGUCUGCACCAAAGUUCGCCCUGAUGCUUAAGGUGCUGUCAGUGAUCUACAGACUAGUGCAGAGUGAUACAUAUGCAACAAAAAGAGAUAUAUAUUACAAUGAUGUGCAACUUUAUGGCUCCCAGACGGUUGUGGACAAUAUAAUUAGUGAUCUUUCCUGCAUGCUGAAAAUCCCAAGAAUCAAUUUGCACAUACUCUCUACGUCCAAAGGGUGUGUGGCUGGCGAUUUAUGGUUUACAGCAGAAGAUGGAAACAAAGUAUACUGUGGUGGUAGCUCUUCCGCCGUCCUCGUGCCAAUAAAUGUCGAAGGAAUCAGAAACCUGAGUACCCAAGCUAAAUUCAUCCUCAUAAUCGAAAAGGAUGCAACAUUCCAAAGGCUUCUCGAUGACAACUUCUGCUCUAGGUCUGGCCCCUGCAUCUUGAUAACAGGAAAAGGUGUCCCGGAUCUGAACACAAGGCUUCUCACUCGGAAACUGUGGGAUUCCUUUCACAUCCCCAUCUUCACCCUGGUGGAUGCUGAUCCCUAUGGGAUAGAAAUAAUGUGCAUUUACAAGUAUGGAUCUAUAUCAAUGUCAUAUGAAGCUCAUCACUUGACUGUCCCUGCAAUCUCAUGGCUUGGCCUCUUACCAUCAGAUUUAGAGAGGUUAUUCAUUCCCAAAGAUGCUCUGAUUCCAUUAAGUGCAAUGGACCAAAGGAAGUUGCUUAGUAUCCAGAAGAGACCCUACAUUUCCUGCCAGCCGAUCUGGAAACGAGAAAUUGAGAAGAUGGCAGCCAGCGGAAGGAAAGCAGAAAUCCAAGCUCUGACGUCAAUAUCUCCUGACUUCCUGUCCAGGGUCUAUUUACCCAACAAGCUACGAUACGGAGGCUGGAUCUGAGCACCGCAGCAGGUGUACAGAGGAUUAAAAACGGCAGUGUUUUUUUUUCAAAAUGAUCCUGAAAUUCUAAGACUUUAGAAAAAUAUUCUGUUAGCUCAUGGGGUCCUUUUUUGCCCUAUGCUAUAUUGUUUAAUUGGGAUUAAGCAUUUUUGUUGCCAGGUUGGUAAUAUAAAGGUUAUUA